AUGAGUACAUCUAGUGUUUCGAAUUUGGUGACUUUUGGAGUGGCUGCCUUUCCUCCUCCGGGACCUCUCCCCACUUCCUUUCAGUUUCAUCAUCAAGGAUCAAAUUUUGCAGUGUUUUUAAUUUUAUUCGCACUAUGCAUGAUGGAGGUGGUGGUCCUGAGGAUUAUCACUGAGGAGCAGGCAAGAGAACAAGGUUCAAGAAGUGUAACAUCGAUGUGGUUUGACUUAGACGAUGAGUGA
Arctia plantaginis is the source of this 240-nucleotide messenger RNA. The record is from the annotation of a GenBank genome assembly. Lineage: Eukaryota; Metazoa; Arthropoda; Insecta; Lepidoptera; Erebidae.